Hordeum vulgare subsp. vulgare (domesticated barley) is the source of this 4002-nucleotide messenger RNA. RefSeq names its product pentatricopeptide repeat-containing protein At1g08070, chloroplastic-like. Lineage: Eukaryota; Viridiplantae; Streptophyta; Magnoliopsida; Poales; Poaceae. The record is from RefSeq and is a predicted model, not a curated record. Gene Ontology annotation, biological process: RNA modification. The transcript has 7 exons. Gene Ontology annotation, molecular function: protein binding; RNA binding. The coding region runs from base 330 to 2273 and encodes 647 amino acids.
UCGUGUCCGCCUGACUGACUCAAACGAUAAAAGUCGAACAAAAUCGCCAUCUGUUUGGAUCGACCCGUUGAAAUUGCUCUCACUGUCUGAACCAACUUGCCGGAUUUCCCCCGUUGCAGGGAAGAAGGAUAAUAAGGAACAGCAUCGGAGUAGUUCGGUCUGGAGUAGUUCGGUUUUGGUUGGGCUGCACAGUACAGCAACACAGACUGAAGAAAGGGAGGGAGAAAAAUCAACUGACCCAAAUUACUUUUUCAGACAACUGACAAAUAGCCUACGCGCAAAGAAGUCCUAACCUGCAGCUGGUGGCGCUUGCCGCCGUAGCGCCGGCCAUGCUCACGGUGUCUCUCCUAGACGCGCAACUCGCUCGGUGCUCCUCCGUGCGCCAUCUCCUCCAGAUUCACGGCCAGUUCAUCGCCUCCGGCCUCCUCGCCGAUGCCUUCGCCGCCAGCCGCCUCCUCCUCUUCACCUCCGCUACCCGCCUCCUCCCCUUCCCAAUCCACCAUUCGUUCCGCCUCCUCCGACUCGUCCGCUGCCCCAACGCCUUCUCCUGCAAUACGCUCCUCAAGGCGGCCCUGCUCGCCGGGAUGCCGCACCUCUGCCUACCACUCUACACCUCCCUGCCGGCGUCCCCCGACACCUACACCCACCCCAUCCUCGCCGCCGCCUGCGCCGCCAGGAGGGACGUAAGUGAAGGCAGGCAGGUGCAGUCACACGCUAUCAGGCACGGGUUUGGUGACGAUUUGUACCUCAGGAACGCCCUGAUGCAUAUGUACUCUGUUUGCGGCUGCCUCUGGGACGCACGCAGGGUGUUCGACGCAGGGCCUGUGUGGGACGCUGUUUCGUGGAACACCAUCCUGGCUGCGUACGUGCAUGCAGGGGACGUUGAUCAGGCGGUUGGGGUGUUUGCACGGAUGCCAAAGCGGAAUGCCACAGCGGUGAGCUCCAUGGUGUCAUUGUUUGGGAGGAGGGGUAUGGUGGAAGAGGCAAGAGGGGUGUUUGACGAGGCUGAGUGCAGGGAUAUUUUCACGUGGACUGCCAUGAUUUCAUGCUUUGAGCGGAACGACAUGUUUGCGGAGGCGUUGCACAUGUUCUCAUGCAUGCGUCGAGAGAUGUGGCCUGUGGAUGAGGCGCUGAUGGUCAGUGUAGUGGCCGCUUGUGCACAGUCGGAAGUGAUUCGAAAUGGGGAACUGUGCCAUGGACUGGUUAUCAGGGCUGGCCUUUGUUCACUGCUAAAUAUUCAGAAUGUUCUGAUCCACAUGUACUCAUGUUGCCUGGAUGUUGUUGCAGCACGGAGGUUGUUUGACAGCGGUGACUGCUUGGACCAGUUCUCCUGGAACUCGAUGAUAGCAGGCUAUCUAAAGAAUGGUCAUGUCGAAAAUGCAAUGACAUUGUUCAGUGCAAUGCCUGACAAGGACAAUGUUUCUUGGAGUACAAUGAUCUCUGGCUGUGUGCAGAAUAACCAAUCCUCACAUGCGCUCACUGUCUUUGAUAACAUGCGAGCCCAGGGAGUCAGGCCCGACGAGGUUACUAUUGUUAGUGUUAUAUCUGCAUGCACUAAUCUGUCUGCUUUGGAGAAAGGAAAGUCAGUGCAUGAUUACGUAAGGCAAAACAAAUGUUACAUCACUCUUGUACUUGGGACUAGCCUCAUUGACAUGUACAUGAAGUGUGGAUACUUGGAAGCUGCAAUGGACGUCUUCAACAUAAUGGAAGAAAAGGGAGCACCUUGCUGGAAUGCUGUCAUUGUAGGGUUGGCCAUGAACGGCCUUGUGACGAAAUCCCUUGAGAUUUUCUCAGAGAUGGAAGCAUCCAGCACUGCCAUCCCGAAUGAGAUAACUUUCACCGGAGUUUUGAGUGCUUGCAGACAUGCCGGCCUAGUUGAGGAGGGCCGCCACUUCUUCAAAUUGAUGCAACACAAGUACCAAAUUGUGCCAAACAUCAGACACUAUGGAUGCAUGGUUGAUCUUCUUGGACGUGCUGGAUAUGUUAAGGAGGCUGAGGAUCUGAUUGAGAGCAUGCCCAUGUCACCUGAUGUUCCAGCAUGGGGUGCAUUGCUUGGUGCCUGCUGGAAGCAUGGUGAAAAUGAGGUCGGAGAAAGGGUGGGCAGGAAGCUUGUCAAUCUGGAUCCUCGCCAUGACGGGUUUCAAACUAUGUUAUCUAACAUAUAUGCUAAAGAAGGGAUGUGGCAAUCAGUAAAUGACCUAAGGGACUCCAUGAAGCAACGACAUGUCCCAAAAGUUUCAGGAUAUAGUGUUGUUGAAAUGUCUCAUUCUUGAGGUUCUAGCAGUCGAUCGCACCUGAAAUGAAAAUCUUUAGAUAGGUCCAAGUUGAAGCCUUACAAGGUCAUGAACGGAUCUUUACUUCUGUGGUUUGUGUCCCUAUCAUCGUGUGUAUUUUGAUAAGCCUGUUUUUCACUUCGUGUUUCCUCUAUCUAUGUUUGCAGAUUUCAAAUAAAAUAUUCACAUGGCAUCAGCGACCAAAUUAUUGAUCUUUUGAACUUUUACCAGAGAUGGGAAUAGAAAAUAUGAAGUGACCAUUACAAUCGAGCAUAAUUUUUCUCCACUUUCAAGUCGCAGACUCCCAACUAAUUAAGGGAUAUCAAUAAAUGACUAAGUGACUGGUCUUUUUACUGUUGGGGCCUCCCCUACAGUUUUCUGGAGAAAAAGAAGACUGACUGAUCUGUUUUUAAACAAACUGAAAAUAUUGCUGGAUACCCACUGGACGUUUGCUAUAAGCCCCUCUGUGUCACCAUCUGGGAAGAGGGUAGCAGUGGCUUUGUUCGCAGGAUACAAAUGAGAUGGCAAAAUUAAGGACUUGCAGCCCAGCAUUUACGUGAUGAGCUUAGAGAGCAUAUAUCUGGAGAGCGAGCGGGUGAUCGAGAAUGCUGGCUGGCCAUCAUGGGGAAGUGAAACAGUAAUAUUUUCCACAGAAAGGUUGGGGAGAAUUGGGGUGUGUUUCGGUAGGACUUGAGCACCACGAGACCAUCCAGGUGACCCUGGAGGCAUUCGGUGUAGUGACUCCAGCAGCAGUUGAUGAGAUCAGAGUGACUGUUGGCAACCAUCCGCCGAAAGUUUGUGUUCACUGACGUCCAUGUUGAAGCGCAGUAGGAUCAAUGAGGUUUUUGACAUGAGUUCACCAUAAGAACCACUUCAACUUACUCGGUAUACCAAGCCAAAAGGUGACCAUUACAACCCCUUUGUAAUGGAUGGUGUCAACUGUCAAGUACAUUGGCUACCAUCGUUGCAAAACCAGUCAUCUCAACACUUAAGCAUAGAGAUGAUGUCCCGAGACACUUUGACAAGCUGCAGUCCCCACAUGAAGAUGUUGGUCUUUUUAGGGUUGCCCUGUGCAUUCCCAGCAUUUUCCGAAGAAGCUCUAAGCUUGCAUUUGUUGAUAACGAGCUUAAAGCCGCAUGGCUGGCCAAUAGCAAUGAAUUGUGUGUUGUCUUCGGAACGGGUGGCGCAGACGGGAUCUUCUCAUCAGUGUGGAAUCAAAAGAAGGAUAUAUUGGAUGUGUGUAAAAGCCAACGAAACUCUGGAGAUCUGUGCCAACCCCCACGUACCGGGUAGUGCACAGAAGACGACACGCAAUCCAUCGCUAUCAGCUAGCCACACGGCUUUGAAGCCACAACUGCUUAUACAAAGGGAAAAUUCGAUAAUGCUUUCCCAUCCACCAAUCCAGACGAGGCCGGAAGAACGCUGGUGAAGCGGAACGGAUAACAGAUGGCAAUUGGACUGCACACAGUGCCAAUGUUCUCCGAACAGAGACUGGAUGGUGUUCUCAUCAAACUGUGACAGGCCUGCGGAUGGGCCGGAGUGCGACUAUGGCCUAGACCUAUGGUACUUUGUUGUUUACUUAAUAAACACAAUCGACCGCGGAUGGGCCGGAGUGCGACUAUGGCCUAGACCUAUGGUACUUUGUUGUUUACUUAAUAAACACAAUCGACCGCGUUGUGGUGAGGUUAAUUAAUAACCUACAAGUAUACGAGAUCACAAUAGUUUUUAA